Molecule: messenger RNA, 3384 nt
Organism: Thermochaetoides thermophila DSM 1495
Lineage: Eukaryota; Fungi; Ascomycota; Sordariomycetes; Sordariales; Chaetomiaceae
Exons: 3
Coding region: 1-3384 (1127 amino acids)
Source: RefSeq, a predicted model, not a curated record
AUGCCGAGCAUUGACGGGACCUCGGCUGGCAGUGACCACCAAAAGGCCCCGCUAAACCCAAUUGCGACGCCUGCGAACUCAACCACCACACAGCAACAGCAUGUUUCUGCAAGCGAGACACUCGCAACGACCAUGACUGUUGAGCUGGACGACUUUGGAUUGCCCGUAAGAAAAUACCCCGCCGCAACGGAGAAGGCUGCUGCGUCCCUCGCAGAGGUAGAGCCCGCAGAGCCCAAGACUGAAGAUGCAACCACCCAGAAUAAACGCGUGCCCGGGGAAUCCGGUGCUUCGCAGCCGAAGCCGAUAGAAGAUCAGGCUAUUGCCGAAAGCAAAAAGACUCUGGGGAUGGUACCCGGUCAUAGACGUGAUGAAUCGAGCGCUUCGCAUCAGCAGCUUACUUCGUAUCAACCGGCCGAGAAGAAGGACGAGGAGGACGAUGAUGGGGGUUGGCAGGACAUGCCGUCGUAUGCGCCGUACGACAUAUACGACGACAACAAUAAGCUAAUCGCAAGAGAAUACCAUGAGUCCGAGGAUGAGAAGUACGGCUAUGCGGCUCUCGGCGGCGCCGGCAAGGGAUACACCAAGAUUCUCGACGAUGAUGCCGAGUCCGUGACGAGCAUGGACGAGAACAUGCAGUACCUGUUCAAAGAAAUGGGCCCUAGCACGAGCGCAAUGGACGACGAGCAACGAGAUGCCGUCAGCCAGCUGCAGGCCACUAAGGAGCUGCUCACCGAGGGCCAGCGCAUUGCCUACGUGGGUCUUACGAGAUUGGAGCUGAAUGCCAUGAUCCAGGAGCUGGAAUCAUUGCCGAUGCCAACCUCCAAGGUCAAGAAGUAUGUGGGGAUGGCGGCCGAGAAUAUGAAGAUGUGGGCUCAGCGAAUGAUGAUCCGGCUUUACACGCACAUGGACAUCAGCCCGGAUGAGCAGGUCAUGAUCGAGCAGCUGAGCUCCCACGGAGUUCAGCCGCGUGACCUGACUCCGGUUUUGAUGGCGAAUGCUCGGGUCAAGAAUCCCAUGGUUGUAGACGAUGACCAGUCAUCUACUGCCAGGACUAGUUCGUCAUCCCGGCCGUCUUCUGUAAUGGGCUCUGAGAAGGAGCCGAGAUCUGACUCGCCCCCUCCAUACUCGGCUGAGGAUACUUCAGAGCUCAAGGAGGAGGUCAGGACGCCGUCUCAGAUGCCCACCACCCAAAAGAUUGACAUCGAUAUCCGCUGGACUGUUCUCUGCGAUCUGUUCCUGGUGCUUGUUGCUGAUUCCAUUUAUGAUGCGAGAUCCAGGACGCUGCUCGAGCGAGUGGCUAAGGACCUCGACAUCUCGUGGCUCGACAUCUGCCGUUUCGAAAAGAAAGUGACCGACGCGCUAGAGAUGCAGCAGAGUGCUGAUAAGGAGAAUUGGAAUGAGCAGGAGCACAUGGAGAACCGCCGGAAGAUGGCUCUCAAGAAGCGGUACAUGAUGGUGGGCCUUGCCACAGUUGGCGGUGGUCUGGUCAUCGGCUUGUCGGCCGGUUUGCUUGCUCCUGUCAUUGGUGCUGGUUUGGCAGCUGGAUUCACGGCAAUCGGUGUCAGUGGCACAGGUACUUUCUUGGCUGGUGCCGGUGGCGCUGCUAUCAUCACGUCGACGGCGGCAGCAUCGGGUAGUGUCAUUGGUGGUAGGGCGGCUGACAGGAGAACGGGUGCCGUCAAGACUUUCGAAUAUCGCCCAUUGAACAACAACAAGCGCGUGAACCUGAUCGUCACGGUCUCGGGGUGGAUGACAGGCAAGGUUGACGAUGUUCGUCUGCCAUUCAGUACCGUUGACCCCAUUAUGGGCGACAUUUACUCAGUUCUCUGGGAGCCCGAAAUGCUGGCUACCAUUGGUGCUACUAUUAAUAUUCUUGCAACUGAAGCUCUGACCCAAGGCCUGCAACAACUUCUGGGAAAUACUAUCCUCGUGAGCUUGAUGGCUGCCAUCCAGAUUCCCGUAAUCCUCACGAAACUCGCCUAUCUCAUCGAUAACCCCUGGGCUGUCUCUCUCGAUCGUGCUGAAAUGGCUGGUCUGAUCCUGGCCGAUUCGCUCAUCGAUCGGAACCUCGGCACUCGCCCAGUCACUCUCGUCGGCUAUUCUUUGGGCAGCCGUGUCAUCUUCUCCUGCCUGCAGGAACUGGCCAGGAAAGGGGCGUUCGGUCUGGUUCAGAACGUCUACCUGUUCGGGAGCCCCAUCGUCGUCAAGAAGGAUGAGUAUCUCCGUGCCCGCGCUGUGGUGUCGGGUCGUUUCUUGAAUGGGUACAAUCGCAACGAUUGGAUCUUGGGAUACCUGUUCCGUUUGACCAGCGGCGGCAUCCGGCGCGUUGCUGGUCUCGCUGCUAUUGAGGACAUUCCAGGAAUUGAGAACAUGGACGUGUCUGAUCUCGUAGUCGGGCACAUGGACUACCGCACGGCCAUGCCGCGCUUGCUGCGCGAGUGUGGAUGGAUGGUUGAGAGCGAUGAGUUCACUGAGAUCGAGGAUCCUGAUCCUGACGGACACAGGGAGCGCCAGCGCGAGCUGAUUAAUGAGAUCGAGGAGGCUAGGCGUGAGCUGGAGAAAGAGAGCAAGCAAAACAAGAGCAGUGGGUUCGCUUUCUGGAAGCGGAGAAAGGUUCCCGAGCGGCAGGAGUGGGAGGUGUACGAGGACACAAUGAAGGCCGGUAACAAGGGCAAGUCGGAGGAGAAGGACGGCGGAGGCAUUGACCCCCUCGAUGAGCAAUUGCUCCAGAUCCGCGAGAUCAAGAGCACCCUGCCGCCGAUCAAGGUCGAGCUUAACAAGAACAAUACUCCCACGACCACAACCCCACCCCCGCCGCCAACAGCCAAAGCGAAAUCCUCUCGCUGCAGCCUCGCCGACGGCAGCAUCAUGACCGACCUGUCCCGAUCCUCCUCCAGCCAUCAGACAUCAACCUCGUCACCAAAACCUACCGGUCGAGAUAGAGCCCCUACCUUCCCAAGCAGCAAGGUCGACAAUACCACCCCGAGCAGCACAUCCAGCCCAUACCGCUCUUAUGGCCACGGGUUCGGAGGCUUCGGUGGCGGGUAUGUCAACUAUGGCGAGCCAGAGGAUCCUGCCAAUGAUGGUAUCACCAUGACGUUUGACACGGGGUUCGAUGACGAUCGGGAUCGACAAGGUGACAAGGACUCGGGGCCGGGGCUCUUCUCGCCUCAGCCGGCAUCGUUGAAUGCCGGGAUCUCAUCGGACGCCAGCGGUAGCGGUGCAGGAAACAGCAGCAGCAUGCAACCGCCUGAGAGCAUACUGGGUCUGACAAAGCCCGCGACAGUGCCGAAUAUCACGUUGGCGGAUCCAUGGAGGGAUGCGGGGUAUGAUGAUGAUGAGGAGUUUGGAAAGGAAAAAGAAAUUUCUUUGACGUUUGCUUGA